AAAACAUAUAUAAAAAACAAGGAUGUAAUAAAGUGUGUUUUUGUGCAGCCACAAAGUUAAGAUGGCAGUUAAACUCCGUACCGAGUAUGGUUCUGUGCUACAUAUGCCUGUAUUGAAGGAAUGUGCUCGAGAAAAGGGUUCCCAUGGUAUAGUCGAGUCCUAUGGACACAAGCAGUAUCUCCAAAAUCCAGGAGAAGAUAAUGAUUAUUUGAUAACAGGAACGCAUCCAUAUCCUCCUGGACCUGGAGUGGCUCUGACUGCAGACACUAAAAUCCAAAGGAUGCCUAGUGAAUCAGCAUCUCAAUCAUUAGCUGUGGCACUGCCUCCAUCUCAAUCCAAAAUAGAAUCAAAUAGAACUGCUGCUAGCGUAGGUGAUAUAUAUAGACAUGCUGGGAUUUCUGAGCGUUCACAGCCUCCAGGUUUGACUAUGGCUAUGAUGGAAACUGGUGGGAAUAAAAAUUCUGCAUUAAUGGCAAAAAAGGCUCCAACAAUGCCAAAACCACAGUGGCAUCCACCAUGGAAGUUAUACAGAGUUAUCAGUGGACAUUUGGGAUGGGUGAGAUGUAUUGCAGUUGAACCAGGAAAUCAGUGGUUUGUUACUGGCUCUGCUGACAGGACUAUAAAGAUUUGGGAUCUGGCAAGUGGCAAAUUAAAACUGUCUCUAACAGGUCAUAUUAGUACAGUUCGAGGUGUGAUAGUCAGUGCAAGAAGUCCUUACCUUUUCUCAUGUGGGGAAGACAAACAGGUGAAAUGUUGGGAUCUGGAAUAUAAUAAGGUUAUUAGGCAUUACCAUGGCCACCUAAGUGCAGUGUAUGGCUUGGAUUUGCAUCCAACAAUAGAUGUGCUUGUAACUUGUAGCAGAGAUUCAACAGCACGUAUCUGGGAUGUAAGAACAAAAGCUAGUGUGCAUACGUUGUCAGGACACACGAAUGCUGUGGCAACAGUGAAGUGCCAAGCAGCAGAGCCACAGAUUAUCACAGGAAGUCAUGAUACCACCAUACGUCUCUGGGACUUGGUAGCAGGAAAAACACGAGUCACGUUAACAAAUCACAAGAAAUCUGUAAGAGCAGUUGUCUUGCAUCCAAGACAAUACACGUUUGCAUCUGGAUCUCCAGAUAAUAUAAAACAGUGGAAAUUCCCUGAUGGAAAUUUCAUCCAAAACCUUUCUGGCCAUAGUGCUAUUAUCAAUACAUUGGCUGUGAACUCAGAUGGAGUCCUGGUUUCUGGAGCUGACAACGGUACAAUGCACCUUUGGGAUUGGAGAACUGGGUACAACUUCCAAAGGGUGCAUGCAGCUGUACAGCCUGGCUCGUUGGACAGUGAAUCUGGAAUAUUUGCUUGUGGAUUUGACCAAUCUGAAAGCAGACUUCUUACAGCUGAAGCUGAUAAAACUAUAAAAGUCUACAAAGAAGAUGACUCUGCGACUGAAGAAACUCAUCCUGUUAGCUGGAAACCUGAAAUCAUCAAAAGGAAACGAUUUUAAUGAGACCAAACUUCAAUUGAUGUGCCAUAAUCCCAACUGUUUGUUAAUAGCCGAAACAUUGCUAAAGCCAUUGCUUCAGUUUGCAGUCUUUACAUUUUGUAUUGCUUUCUUCUCUUUUGAGUUUAUCUUUUUUUCUUUUCCUAUAAUGCUAUCUUUUGGAAUUUAUCUUUUCUCUCAUCCUAGAAAAAUCAGCUGCAGCUAUUAUACAUAUAUAAUAAAUCAGAGGACGUUACAUGGUAGAUUGCUGUUAGCUGUAAACCAUUAAAUGUUUGCACGUCUUUCUGUGUGGAUGGAAAAUAGUGCUCUUUUUUUUCUGCCUUCUUGAUGAAGAAGCAAUGUUUGAAAUUUGGAUGAUUUUUUUUUU
This is a messenger RNA of Pseudonaja textilis, 1847 nucleotides long. NCBI's taxonomy places the organism in Eukaryota, Metazoa, Chordata, Lepidosauria, Squamata, Elapidae. The record is from RefSeq and is a predicted model, not a curated record.